GAAGACAACGAAGAAAGAAGAGAGAGAAAAAGAGAGACAGCCAUUUCGUCAGGAGAGAGAGAGAGAGCGAAGACGGAGACAACAAUGGCGGAGGAGACGAUGGAUAAUAAUAGGAAGAGCGAGGAGAGCGUGAAGCUAUUCGUCGGACAAGUUCCGAAGCAAUUGUCGGAGGCUCAGCUUCUGGCAUUUUUCCAGGAGUUCGUCAUCGUUGACGAGGUCAACAUCAUCAAGCACAAGAUAACUCGUGCAUCCCGAGGAUGCUGUUUUAUUACAUGUCCGUCGAGGGAGGAGGCGGACAAGGCGGUCAAUGCUUGUCAUAACAAGAAGACUUUGCCGGGGGCUUCUAGUCCUUUGCAAGUAAAGUACGCAGAUGGCGAGUUAGAGAGGCUAGAGAACAAACUUUUUAUCGGUAUGCUUCCAAAGAAUGUCUCCGAAGCUGAAGUUCUAUCCUUAUUCUCCAAAUACGGGACCAUAAAGGAUCUACAAAUUCUAAGAGGUUCUCUACAAACCAGCAAGGGCUGUGCUUUUCUGAAGUAUGAGAGAAAAGAACAAGCUGUUGCUGCCAUGGAAAUCAUCAACGGAAAGCAUAAAAUGGAGGGUUCGAAAUUUCCUUUAGUUGUCAAAUGGGCAGAUACAGAAAGGGAAAAAGAAGCAAGGAGAUUUCAGAAGGUACAAUCACAGGCCUCAAGACUAGCUAGUGCCGACCCACAAAAUCCGUCAUUGUUUGGAGCAUUACCAAUGAGUUUUGUUCCCCAUUACAAUGGAUAUGGAUACCAUGGUCCUGGAACUUAUGGGUACAUGCUACCAUCAUUGCAGAAUCAAGCUUCCUUUCACAAUAUGAUUUCACCAAACCCAGGUAAUAGCCCAUUGCGAGGAGUCUCAUCUGAAUCUGUCCCACCCCGUUUGGCCCGUAUAAACUUUCCAAUGCCUCCUGCAAAUUACAUUGGCUCUGGCUAUCCUACUGUACCAAGUCUUCACUAUCCAUUGUCAUAUCCUCGAGGUAUGAUGAAUCCUCAUCCUCUCAACACUUCAUCUGGAUCUGUAUCACCUGCCAUUGCUAAUAGUGGCUCAUUGACAUCUUCAGGCGCUAGCUCGUCAACGUCUUCUGGGGCUCAAGCUGAAGGACCGGCUGGUGCAAAUCUAUUUAUCUACAACAUACCUCGAGAAUAUGGAGAUCAAGAGCUAGCUAGCACAUUUCAACCGUUUGGUAGGGUUCUGAGCGCAAAAGUUUUUGUGGACAAGGACACUGGCAUAAGCAAAUGUUUCGGCUUUGUAAGUUAUGAUUCGCAAGCAGCUGCUCAAAACGCCAUUAACAUGAUGAACGGCCACCCAUUAGGCGGUAAGAAAUUGAAAGUUCAGCUUAAGAGAGACAACAACAACAACAACAGAGUAAACCCUUGUUAAUAAACCCGUAAGCCCUAAAUCCCGAACCAUCUUCAUUGUAAAAAUCCACGGGGGUACCAGGCUAACUGUUCGACCCCAUUUAGAAGUAAAACGCAGCCCCUUGCAGGAAAGCUGUAACUCCAUGCUGCAACUGGAUCUUUUCUUCUCUCCUUAACUUUUAAUUUUGUGCCAAUACACAUUGUAUUUUGUGUAUCAUUGAAAUUCUUGUAGACACUUUUAUGGUUAUUACCAUUAAAUUCAUUUAUUCUUUUCUCC
Molecule: messenger RNA, 1659 nt
Organism: Tarenaya hassleriana
Lineage: Eukaryota; Viridiplantae; Streptophyta; Magnoliopsida; Brassicales; Cleomaceae
Product: RNA-binding protein BRN1-like
Exons: 9
Coding region: 85-1404 (439 amino acids)
Cellular component (GO): cytoplasm; nucleus; ribonucleoprotein complex
Molecular function (GO): mRNA binding
Source: RefSeq, a predicted model, not a curated record